Molecule: messenger RNA, 4611 nt
Organism: Lingula anatina
Lineage: Eukaryota; Metazoa; Brachiopoda; Lingulata; Lingulida; Lingulidae
Product: fibulin-1
Biological process (GO): extracellular matrix organization
Cellular component (GO): extracellular region
Molecular function (GO): peptidase activator activity; calcium ion binding
Source: RefSeq, a predicted model, not a curated record
UUAUUUUCUUGUUCAUACCUGUUGGAGUGGGCGUCACACUUGUGACACACCUGAUAGAAAGAUUUUAUUUUUAAGCAGAGAAUGAUAUUUUAUGCUUGAAAAAUGCUUGAAAAUGUUUUAGUGUGAUUUUAGUAGCACAGUUGAAAAUCCUAUAAAGAUCUGUUAUGUAAUAGUGUGUUUAAAAUUGCCUUUGUCUGAACAGCCCUCAAGUUAAGAGAAGAUAAUCAGCUUGAAACAACAAGUACUUGUACUUGGGAGUAGCUGAACCCCUAAUCUCUGAUCCAGCGUAACCCGAACCCUGCUGGUGGACCAGCCUCACAUGGGACAUAAAUCAAAGCUGUUUGCAAGAACACACACUUGUUAGGUUAGCUGCUGCUGCUGCUGGGACCACUGCACUAUCUUCCAGCAGUGGGGAUUGAAUCUUCCACCUGCAGGGGCUAGUGACCAGAAUUACUGGACAUUGGAAAGUCACAGAGGCUGACCAAGUGAUCAAGUGUACCAGAAACUUUUCUCUUGAGCAGGCUGGAAUUUUAAACAACAGAGAUUGAACAAAGUUGUACUCAUUGUGUGGGGAACAUUGGCCUGGUUUCCAGAAACUGUGCUCAUUUGACAGAAGAUACUUUGUGGCAGUAGGGUGAAAAGCUGUGCUUUGUCUCCUAACACAAGGGGAGGUUUGCACUAAGUGGAGCAGGAAAACUUGUGUCUAGUUGCAGCUUGAUUUGACAUAGAAGUGUUUGAAGUAAAACAUCUACAUUGCCUCCAUGGAGAAAGUAUUGGCCUUGGUUCUGCUGUUGGCCUUUGGUUCACACUUUGUCUCACCACAAAUAUCAGAGGCAGAUGACCAGAUGCUGAAUUUGCUGGAGAGAUGUUGUGACCUGGGAAAAUACUGGCAGGGUCGAGGUCUCUGCGACAACUACCCCAAGCCAAUAGGCGGUGUUCCAAUUGCCAACGAGACUGUCUGCAUGGGGUCCAUAAGACUGUGCUGUGUUCAGAAGCAACAACAAAUUGUUCAGUGUUCAGCAGGACGGCAGGUUGCCCAGCGGACCAAUGAGUGUGCAGAAAUAGGGAAUGGAGAAAGCAAUGAAAAAAAGGAUUGUUGUAACUGCUGUAAGCUGGGCCUCCUGGCACACAACAUUGGCGCCCGCUGUGACACAACCAGCUUUGAUACCAUGUGCGACGUUUCAUUCAGGGAAUGCUGUCAAACUGGAAAAGGCACGGGAAGUGGGGUUGGCUCGGUCACAGACACCACAAGGCGUAACAAUGGUGCUGAAAACACCAACCCAGUGAUAAAGGGACACUGUGAACUAUACCCAAAUCGCUUAUGCGCACACAUAUGCAUAAGCACACAAGGCAGCUUCCGUUGCGAGUGUCGUGAAGGGUUUGAGCUUGCAGCAGAUAGGCGAAACUGCAGACCAGCAAGAGCAUCAUCAAACAUUGCCAACAAUAACAACAACAACAACAACAAUAACAACGGUAACCUUCAACCCACAAACAACUGUCAGAUUAACAACCCCUGUGAGCAUCGCUGUGUGGACACUGGACAGGCUGUGCGAUGUGAAUGUUACAAUGGCUAUGAGCUGGCGAGAGAUGAGAUAUCCUGCACAGAUAUUAAUGAAUGCCGGCGUUACAACCCCUGUGCUCAAGGACAGGAGUGUCAGAACUCACUGGGGAGUUACCGCUGUAUUGGCCUCAGUGGAAACAUACCGCUGGUUCCCUCCACGGAGUGCACCCUGGGUUAUCAGUAUAACCCACAAAGCGGAAACUGUGAAGAUGUGAAUGAGUGUGUUAAUGGCAACUCUUGUCCUGGGGGGUCAAUUUGCAGCAAUACCAUUGGUUCCUACCAGUGCACUAGGGAGAGAAGCUGUGGAACUGGGUACACUCUCAAUGGGCAGACCAAUAUGUGUGAAGAUAUCGAUGAAUGUGCAAAACCAGAAACCAACAACUGCGGAACCGUCUUUGAGUGUGUUAACAUCCCAGGGUCCUUCAGGUGCAAGUACAAGACGUGUCCAGUGGGGUAUCGCCUUAAUGGCCAGACGGGGAACUGUGACCCAGUUUACUGCCGUACAGGAAUGAAGGCUGACCCAGUUACUGGACAGUGUGUGGACAUCAAUGAAUGUGAGGCCCAGGGCACUUGCAGUGUUGGUCAGAUCUGUGAAAACACUUUUGGAUCAUAUCGCUGCAGGGACAAGUGCACAUCUGGCUAUGAAGCUGAUGCCAACGGAAUCUGUAGAGAUAUAGAUGAAUGUGCCAGAGGAACUGCGAACUGCCCACCUGGCCAGCAGUGUUUGAAUCUCCCGGGGUCAUUCCAGUGUCAGUGUGGGGAAGGCUAUGAAUUCAACCCAACAACAAGAACUUGUGAUGAUGUGGAUGAAUGCACCCGCUAUGGCACCGUCUGCUCCUUGAAUUCAAAAUGUCAGAACACCCCAGGUUCCUAUGAAUGCACCUGUAACACAGGCUUCAAAAGAGCACGGAAUGGGCGUAACUGCAUUGACAUUAACGAAUGUGAGGAGAGUCCAGGCAUUUGUCCUCACAGUUGUAUCAACACCUGGGGCAGCUUCCAGUGUACCUGUAGAGAGGGGUUCAGACUGGGCACAGAUGGCAGGACCUGUGUUGACAUAGAUGAGUGUGAAGAGUGGGCAGACAAAGGGAGACUAUGUAUUGGACUGUGUCAGAACACUGAGGGAUCCUACACUUGCUCCUGUCCUGCUGGCUACAGAAUGACACCUGGUGGCAGAAUUUGUGCAGACAUUGACGAGUGUGCUGAAGGUUCUGCCAACUGUAACGGACCCAAUCAACUCUGUAUCAACACCAGGGGGAGCUUCAAGUGCAAUGUGAUCCAAUGUCCCCAAGGUUUUAUGCGUCAAGGCGGACAAUCAAGUGCGAAAAUCCUUACAGACGACGGCGUUCUUUGUCUGCGCAAGGCAUGUAGCACUCUCGACAUUGAGUGCCUCCUCAACCAGACGCGGUCAGUGGCCUUUCAGUACCUGUCCAUCCCAACAGUGACCAGACUAGAACCAGGCCGGAGUGAGCUGUUAAUGAGCGUCCAGGCACAGGUGGACGGCUACGUCAUGUAUCCCAACGUGAAGCUGGACAUUUUGAGCGGGAACGCCGAGGAGCUGUUUGAGUUGGCCAAGACAACCAGGACUGGAGGUGAGCUCCGCUUGAUCAAACCCAUACGUGGCCCCGCCCUCCAUCACCUGUCACUCUCCCUGGGCAGUCGGAACCGUGCAGGUUACCUGGUCUCCAAACACAUCGCCUUCGUCACCAUUGACGUGUCUAGGUAUCCCUUCUAGACACACUCUGGACCGCGUAAUUCAAGUACACGUAUUCGGAACAGGAUGAAAGCUCGAUGUCGUUUGUAAACAGCCUUUAUGCCAACACGAAGCCUAGGAUACAAUGGCAAUGCUAUGCCCGUACGAUGCACGUAUCCUGGGCGUAAAUCCCUUUCGUGCGACGUCUGUGCAGAGGCAGGCGGUGGCCAUGCCAAAUAGCACGGAUUUUCGGCCUCCGUACAUGUAGCCUAGAACCACGAUUUUUGUCAUACUCAGGCGUCGCAAGAAAGGGGAUUUACGGGCAGCAUUCGAGCUUUGUACGGAAAAUGCACGGCAAAUGCAAUCUAGGCUUUACUGACUUUACUCUGAUAGAAAAUGCCAUCAAAGUUCAUUGGCGCAAGUACGCGUAUUUGUCGUAAGCGGCGAAGUCCGCCUAUCGAUUGUUAUAUAAUUUUUAUAUAGGAUACGUGAUGAACUGCUGUUCUAUUUUAUCAAUUUACUCUCGUCUUCAUAUAUCGCCAGCUUCAUGUUCAGAAUGUUUUAGAAGGUCACGAUAUUCAUGUGUUGAAUUGAACCGUGGGAAGUUCUAUAAUAUUUUUUCGUACACUUGUACGUGCCAUGUUUAUUGCUUCCAGCUUUAAGUUACUACAGCAUUAUGAAAAAUAUGAUAUGCUUUUUACAUACUAUAUGAUACCUCGAAUAUAAGAUGAAACAUGCGAUAUUAACCGUGGGCUAGCCGGAGUACUUACAUACAACAGAAAAGUUGAGAAUGGCUACCAAUAUUUAAUUGAACUAAAUGAUGAUAUCACAAAUUUUGUAUUUGUAUCUUUCAGUUUAGAAUUCAAACAUCGGAUAUUUAGGUUCCCAUUAUGUUUCUUAUAUGAUUUUUACACGCAGUAUUACCAGUAUUAUCUCUUCUUUGGUGCACUCGCUGCUUUGGAGACGGCUGAUUUAGCAUUUUAUGAAACAGUCUUGUAAAUCAACACGCCGAUGAUGAUAUAUUACUAUGUACCACAAUACUGAUACAUCGGAUUUUGGUAGUGGGUAAUAUACAAUAAUAAUUUUGAUACAAAUUGACUUUAGAUAUAUAUUUAGCAAGAUGAUUUAUUUAAAAAAAUAUUUCUUUUAAUAAAUAUAACAUUUCAAAACAGUUCUUGGCGAAUGAUUUAAUUUCAGACAUGUAGGCUACCAUCCCAUUUCAGCGAAACAUAUGGGGUUAUUUAAACAAUAUUUAUGAAUAUGCACAUUAAUGUUUACCCUAGGUACACAAAGCAAUAAUCAAAGUAUUUUCUUAUAUUGCAGCUUAUGAUAUGCAAUACCAAUAAACGUCUGACUUGAA